AUGGACGACAGUGGCAGCACGACGAACGAGCACUCCAGCGGCUUCAUUGAAGCUAUUCAGGCAAAGCUGAAAGAGGGGCAGGAGCAAGACCUACCAGUCCGGGACUCUUUGGAACGUAUACCACUCGACGAAGCUCCGACUGACACACGGCUCGUCAUCAGCUUCCGCGACGCGUCGCGGACGAUGGACUGCGACGAUCUCCGUCCGUGGCCGACAGACAAGGACAUCUUCACGGUGCAGCAAACUCCCGAGAGCACCGGCCCUGUGUUGCGACAAGAUCACGAACCGCUAUGCUACUUCUAUUUCGACCCCGCCACCGAUCACAUAACACUUUCUCAUAAAUGCAAAGGGCCCGUCGAGGUGGUCGACCUGGCCGCCGGCGAGCGACGCGGCGUGCCUCCUCGACAGUGCGCGGGGAUCCGCCCAGGCUGCUGGCGCGUAUAUGGUCCGCGAGGGCGAGGCCUUGUUCCGGAAGUGCUUCUUGACUUUCGGUUGCUCCCAAGACCGUACGCAACGACGAUCAUGGAGCGUGGCGGAUCAGGUAGUAAGAGCUCAUUACUGACCGCACUCUGCAAGGCGCGCUCUGUUCAACAUGUUCCGCGCGGCCACAUACAUCCUGUGGAGCAGCUUUCACUCGGGCAGACUCUCUCUAUUAGGCCCAGAUCUGGCUCGACAAGUGGGCAUCCCGACGCGGCAUAUACUCUGAAGCAUGUGCGCACUGCAGCAGUGAAGCAGACAGCUUGUGUCGUCAUCGGUCAUCAUUCUAAACUGGGCCGUGUUGCCAUCAAGGUGGUACGCCGUGAACAUGAGAGUGACUCCCGCUUUGUUCCUUCAAUAGCCCGCCACUGGGCAGACGAGAAGCGCUUUCUUGAGCGUCUACACCAUGUACGUGUCGCCCAGCCGUGCAUCGUGGAGCUGCUGGGCGCGGACGCGCGCCUGUACGCACUCUACCUCAAGGUUCUUCCAGGCAAAGAUCUCUCGCAAUGGGUAGACACGGGCCACUUCUUUACCUGCGGCAGUGAAGGCGACGCAAACAGAACGAUUCUCCGAAUAUCCUGUCAGAUGACAUCAGCAGUGGCGUUUCUCCACAAGCAAGCUCGAAUUGUGCACAACGACAUCAAGCCUGCGAACAUAGUUGCUCAUCUCCCUCGAGGGACAAAAGUCGUGGAUGCGAAGCUCAUAGACUUUGGGCACGCGUCGGUGGUGGAGGCGACAGAUUGCCCGGGAGGGACACCGUGGUACAUGCCGUUCGACGGCCCGAACAACCAGGGCCCCGCAAGAGAUUGCUGGGCUCUCGGGGUGACCCUUCUCUUCGUCAUGCGGGCAAUACCGUUACCUGAGAAGACACAGCCAGUGUGGAGGAUCGACCAGGUCCUACACGACGACAUCCAGGCCCAGCUGAUGCGGGAUUGGCUCGCAGGCAUCCAGGAUCGAAGGAAGGAACUUGGGGACGGAGACAUCGAGUCCUUUGUGCACGAGCUGCUCAGUCCGGACGCAGAAGAGCGAUGCCGCUAUCUGCGUCGCCUGGCGAGAACACUUCCCUUGGGGUCGCUCACUUGA
Molecule: messenger RNA, 1560 nt
Organism: Purpureocillium lilacinum
Lineage: Eukaryota; Fungi; Ascomycota; Sordariomycetes; Hypocreales; Ophiocordycipitaceae
Source: RefSeq, a predicted model, not a curated record